This is a messenger RNA of Hirundo rustica (Barn swallow), 2815 nucleotides long. RefSeq lists its product as uncharacterized. The record is from RefSeq and is a predicted model, not a curated record. The transcript has 16 exons. Lineage: Eukaryota; Metazoa; Chordata; Aves; Passeriformes; Hirundinidae. The coding region runs from base 208 to 2289 and encodes 693 amino acids.
UCGGUGCUCUCGUAGCCUGCCCCAGCAGCGCUUGGCUGUGCUGCAGGACACGGCCCAGCCUCGGGCAAAACAACCCAGAGCGGACUGAGAGGUGCCCGCAGCUGUGUCAGGAGAGGAUGUGCUAAGAAGGAAACACACAAGUUCACAAAGAAGAGAAUUUUUCUUGAAAAGGGCAAAAGGGAGCAUUGUUUGUCACCUUCAGCUGGAAUGUUGUCUUACAUCUGCCUGAACUGGGUUCUCCUGGUGCUGUUCACAGGCUGCACAGUCUCGGAAUUGGUUGUGAUAGGAGAGGUUGGUCAGGAUGUCACUGUGCCCUGCCGCUACAGUGUCCGGAGCAGGGAUAGCGUCACAUCCAUGUGCUGGGGUCGGGACAGGUGCCCCAACUCAAAGUGUUCCCGGCCCAUUAUCUGGACAGAUGGCUGGAGGGUGACAGAGCAGCACAGCAGCAGGUACCAGCUGAAAGGGGACCUGCAGAAGGGGGACGUGUCCCUGACGAUCGUGAAUGCCAGGGAAACAGACUCAGGGAUCUAUUGCUGCCGUGUGGAGAUCCCAGGGUGGUUCAACGAUCAGCUGGUUAAUCACAAGGUUGUGGUAAAGAAAGCAAGGAUCUCUACUGCAAGUCCUCACACUUACACCUCUGAACAGACCUCAGCUCCUGGCAGCACCAGUGAAUCCUCCUCUACUUUCACGAGGACCUGGCCGUCAGUUUCUGCUUCAGAAGCUCCUCCAACUGCCUCUGCUCCCUGCUCAGGCCCCUCAGACUGCUUGGAUGAGGCAGCAAACCUGCAGAACACAUCUGUGUCCCUUCCCAGCCAGCAGCACCCAGAACAUGGGCUGUACGUUGGGAUUGGCUCAUGUGCAGCUCUUCUGCUCAUCCUCAUUUUGGCUCUGUUCCUCACUAAACAAUAUUUUUACAACACCAAGAAGAUGGGUGGGUUUGCAGGCUUUGUUACAUUUCGGAGGCCACAAGGUGUGGGGAGCCAUAGUGUCCUGGAAGAUGAGAAUCAUGCAGAGGAAAAUGUUUAUAUCAUGCAAUAUGAUGGACAGAAACACUUGCAGCGUGUAAAAUCUGGAAAUGGAGAAAUGAGACUUCAGUGGGACUCACUCAGCACCUCUGGAAAGGAUAAGAUCUGGUUUUCUCUGCUUCCACUCGCUGCCCUGGUGUCUCCGUCAGCCAGAAUGUCCCAUUUUGUGCUGUUUCACUGGAUGGUGAUACAGAUCUUUAUAGCACACGCGGUGUCCGAAGCCGUUGUUAGAGGAACAGUGGGACAGCCCGUGACGAUGCCCUGCUCCUACCGCGUGACGCGGCGCAGGGACGUCGCCGACAUGUGCUGGGGCAGAGGCCCCUGCCCAAAUUCCAAGUGCAGCAACAAAGUUCUGCACACCACCGGCAGCAAGGUGACGUUCAGGGCGUCUCAGAGGUACAACCUGCACGGCUCCGUGUCCUUUGGGGACGUGUCCCUGACGAUCGCGGCGGCCAAGGCGGAGGAUGCAGGGCUCUACUGCUGCCGUGUGGAGAUCCCCGGCCCCUUCAACGACAUCAAGAGGAACAUACGGCUGGAGCUGGUCAGAGCUCCUCCAGUGACCACCACCACAACCACCACCACAACCACCACCACCACCACCACCACCACCACCACCACGAAAAAAGCUCCUGUUUUCUCUGAACAUUUUACAGAAACUUUUGCUCCUCAAGCAACCUCUGAUCUCCAGCCAACAGCAGUCCUGCUGACAACCAGCACCCUUCCACCAGAAACCACAGCCCCCGAGUCUCCAGCAGUAACCACAGGGGAGAUCCCUGCUCCCCCAGCAACUGAUGUGACAGAAAAUUAUAUUUUUCCUGUAACCAUGGUGGAAACGAGUGCUGUCCCAGAUUUCCCAACUACUUCCCAAGCAGCUUAUGUGACCACUGAAGAUGUCAUUUUCUGCUCCACGCUCCCUGGAAGUACAGAGGUGACUACUGAAUUCCCAGGUACAUUUCCAGCUGCAGAGGAAACCACCACCCCUGUCAUGAUGGAGGAGAUGUCAGUCAUGGAGGUUUCAGCAAAUUCAGAUGGAAAUGCUGGGAAACAUGAAGAUAGAGGAGAUAAAGUGAAACCUCCUUUUCCCAGCUCUGCCAUUCUCAUUGCCUGUGUCAUAGCAGGGUCCAUCCUUUUCAUCCUGACGAUCUCCCUGGUCUGGAAACGUAAACACACAAAGAAGUUUAUAACAAAAAGUGCUGGACCACCAGAAGAGACUGACAAAGUUUUCAGUGGUGCUGAAGGAGAAAACAACAUUUUUUCCCUGUGAGGAGUUCCUACAUCAUCUGCAGAUGCCAUGGGAAAUGAAAAGGGCCUGUUCCAUGCUGCACUGAGAUGCUUGGGAGCCUUCAAAAUAUCAGUGGGUAUAAAACAAAGGCCAGAGCUUCAAGUAUGAAAAUUUAAAAUCUUUGUGCAAAUUUUCCCAUAUCACCCUUAAAACUCAUUGCAUAAAGAAGCUUAUUUGAGAAGGGGCUUUAUGCAUAAUUCAUGGAUGCCUCUGGCAUCUGCCUUCCUACUAACAUCAUGUUGCACAAUUGAAUUUGUUCUUCUCCAUUUUUACUAAUGCCCUUCCUUGAAUACAAGUUGUACUAUGAGGAACAGAAGAGAUCACAUGGAAGGCUGCCUAUCUUCAAAUUGCCAUGAAGAAAGAAAAAGAAUCAUAAAAUACAGUUUUUAAUGCUUUUAUGUAAUCAACAGAAAAAUUAAGCAACAAGAAUGCCGUGAGUUUAAAUCAAAAAUUCAGAUUACUUAAGGGGUAUCACUGCUGCCUGUGAUUCAGCAUGUUUGAAUAAACC